AUGCCAGUGUCGUUACAGCGGAUCCGUGAGGCCGCCAUUGACGGACGAUGCCAAAAUGUGAUCUAUCGCCAAACCCAAUUGGAAAAGCUGCACGAUGCCCUCAUCGACAACACCGAGUCAGUCAUGCAGGCAAUCCAUAGGGAUGGUGGCAACAGCAUCCCCGAGGCGCGGGUCGAGCACAUACUAGUGCUCAUGUGCUUGAGAGAAUACUACGCAUCACUAGACGCGACGAAGGCCCUUCACGAAGAGUACGCGGUUGCGCGUGGAGAGGAUGCGCCGUCACUGAGAGAAGGAGUAGGAAUCGUGUAUAUCGUUCCAACAACGCAUUCAUUGUUCUACUCAAUCGUUGUACCGCUUUCUGCUGCACUCGCAGCUGGUAAUUGUGUGGUGAUCGAGCUGGAAAAGACUGUUCGUGAAGUGCCUUCGUUGCUUCAAAAAAUUCUGAAAAGCACUUUGGAUUCCGAUAUCUUCGAAAUCGUUUCGAGUCGCGCCACAGAUGAUGAGCUAGGUUUACAUCAUGUAAAGGUUCUCCAGAGAGGAUCCGAGGAGCCAACAACUGCCAUGAGACUGAUCUCACCUUCACAAGCGCGGGUCGUCGCCGUUGUUGAUCGCACUGCCAAUUUCUCGGAAGCCGCAAAGGCGCUUGUCAUGGCGAGGUUUGGCUUUGGCGGUCGAUCGCCCUAUGCCCCGGAUAUAGUUCUGGUCAAUGAGUUCUGCAAGAAGCCUUUCCUAAACGUCAUCAUGAAAGAGACAAUCAAAUUUGCCACUGAAUUCGAAUUAUCAAAGUCUCCAGCGUCGACGCGUCCAAGCGAGGCGGACAGCAUAAUGAAAGAGCUGAAGAUUUCCAACGAGAUACAAGUGGUGACUUCAAUAGCAGACUGCGCGGUGAUUGAGGUGAAUAGCAGGGACUCCAAGAUGUUGAGCAGGAAAAUAUCAAGCCGCAGUCUCUUAAUACACAGUGUAAAAUCUUUGGAUGAUGCAAUUGAUCUUUCCAACCACAACGGAGAACUGCUGGCUUCAUAUGUAUUUGCCGAUUUGAAAGCAAGCAAAUAUUUGAGCCAGUUCAUUGGCUCUCACGUGUCAUUUGUUAAUCAAGUACCCCUGGAGAUGUUACUUGGACCCGCUGCACCGCUCAGCUCGCCCGUAGAGCGAUCUAUACGCUACCCGACAGCUCUCUUCACUGUUCAACGCUCUCAGUUUGUUACUCCUUCAGUCCAGUCGCAGCUUGUGCGGCAAAUGCUGCACGAUCCUAGUGGUAGUGCCUCAGAGAAAGUACUUCAAAAAAUGUCAGAAAAGCUUCUGCCCAGUACCAAGCGUAUGAAAGAAGGUCAGGUUGGCUUUUUUGAGCAGGGCAUAUUUAUUGGGAUUGGACUCAUCGCCAUGCCGGCGCUGGUGGGACUGGGCGCGUUGGGAUAUUAUGCGGUUCGCUUUGCAAUGAGCAGAAGGUCAUGA
Molecule: messenger RNA, 1452 nt
Organism: Mytilinidion resinicola
Lineage: Eukaryota; Fungi; Ascomycota; Dothideomycetes; Mytilinidiales; Mytilinidiaceae
Product: ALDH-like protein
Exons: 5
Coding region: 1-1452 (483 amino acids)
Molecular function (GO): oxidoreductase activity, acting on the aldehyde or oxo group of donors, NAD or NADP as acceptor
Source: RefSeq, a predicted model, not a curated record